Molecule: messenger RNA, 285 nt
Organism: Rodentolepis nana
Lineage: Eukaryota; Metazoa; Platyhelminthes; Cestoda; Cyclophyllidea; Hymenolepididae
Source: the annotation of a GenBank genome assembly
AUGUUCAGUUCUCAACAACAACAACAGAAGGCUGUUAUUAAGAAUGCCGACAUGUCGGAGGAUAUGCAACGUGUAGUUGUUGACUUGGCAACUGAAGCCAUGGAGAAGUACAAUAUUGAGAAGGAUAUUGCUGCCCAUAUCAAGAAGGGCGUCGACGCCAAAUACAACCCAACUUGGCACUGUAUUGUUGGCCGAAACUUUGGCAGCUAUGUCACACAUGAGACCAAACACUUCAUUUACUUCUACAUGGGCCAAGUUGCCAUUCUUCUCUUCAAAUCCGGCUAA